This is a messenger RNA of Suillus clintonianus, 1947 nucleotides long. RefSeq lists its product as uncharacterized. The record is from RefSeq and is a predicted model, not a curated record. The coding region runs from base 1 to 1947 and encodes 648 amino acids. The transcript has 8 exons. NCBI's taxonomy places the organism in Eukaryota, Fungi, Basidiomycota, Agaricomycetes, Boletales, Suillaceae.
AUGCCUGCAUUGCAGAAUCCCAUCUCUUUUUCUCGUACGCACAGAGGCGCAUGGAAGCGCCUUGACUCCCCCGAGAAUCGUUACUGUGCAAUUCAGAAUCUUUGCGAUGGCAAGCUGAUAUGUUAUGUUACCCUUCAAGUUGCUAUCUUCGCCGCUGCGUUGUGCUUUGCGAUAUAUGUGCAUACCACAGGCCGCUUCUACCUGCCCAGCGGUGCUGCACAAGCUGCCAUGGAGAACCCACGCAUCACGAGCUAUGUCGUAACACUCAUCGCAACAGUUUUCUCUUUCCUGAACACACUUCUCCUCGGUCGUGUACUCCAAAUAGCACUGACGGCACGAAUGAGUCAACCCAUGUCAUUGCUAACUCUGCGUGGGGGUCUUUCACUAGUAGCAGGACAAAAGCUCUUUGGCGUGCGUGGGCUCAAGAUUUUAUGGGCCUGGAUCAAAUCCCUAGCAUGCAUGCGUGAUGGAAGAAAGGUUAUCGCGCUCAGUGACAGGCAGUACUGGACUUGGCUAAAAUACACAUUGAUGUACGGCGUUCUGUGCGGACCGCUUACGUCGAGUUGGACUAGUUUUUUGACUCCGACGCCUAUCGACCUCCAGUUUCAUUUUUCGGGACAAGAGGCGGACUUCUUCAUUUCUACCGAGCAACUCCAAAAUAUAAUGAUGACCAGACCCAUCGCUUCGUAUCCUAGUAAGAGCUCCCCCCUUGAAAUGACCAUGGCCUUCAAAUUUGGCAUGCCGACAGGUUAUGGUCUUGGGAAUGUCACUACGUUCAUUCAAGCUGGUCACGGGGCAGCUGCAAGUGAACUGGGUUUCCCGGACUACACCCCCUUUGAGAUGUUGUUGUACAAUGGUUCAACAGGGGGCGUUUACAUAAAUGAUGUGAUGAUGGAAAAUGCCACCCCAAGCAUCCCAUUUGAAUAUCAAGAUUGGGUUCGAAAUUAUACGACAAUCCAGCAAGGCUUCAGUGCGGACGUCCGAUGCCGACAGCAGAUGUUCAACGUGACCGAUGUUUAUCCAUAUGUGCAGUUCUAUGGGAGCGAAACAUUGGGGAGUUCCAUAACUACGCCAAAUUACACUGUGGAAGCAGACUAUGGUAUACAGAGAUGGACUGUGAUUGCAAAUUGUUCAAGUGAUUCAGUUGCUUCAGACACCAACGACAUCCUAGCAGUGGUUGAUCUAAACAAUUACCCCCUGGGCGACGGUGUUUUGAUAGGCUCGGCCUGCAAAUAUCAGGACUUCGAGAAGGCAACGAACCAGUCUUUCCUUGUUAUUAUGCAAGGCUUUGAGCCUUCGUACGCCUUCAUACAACCCACUGUUUGUGAAGUUUCUCCUCGCAUCACCCAUGUUUCCGUUGUAUUUGAUGGAACUACUGUGAACACCGACAAUACCACAAGUUCUGAGCCGAUGAAUCCAGAAGGACAAGACGCUGUCUAUAUAGACCUGCUAUCCGACCUCGUCUGGUUGAUGAUGUUUGAUGCACAGAGUCUUUCUGGAAACGCUAUGGCAGCUAGUAUUCAAAGUCUGGACGAUUCUCUUGCAUCGGACAGUGAUUUGUUGAACACCGCGUUGCUCUGGCGAAGCAAUCUACAGCCGUCGAACGACACCACCACAAUCCCGUACAACGGGAUAGUUCACGUGCAAUCACUGGGAUAUCAAUACAAACGGUCGACUCAUCUUUUCCUCAUUGCGCCUCUGGCUGUCGUGGUGAUUCUUACCUGCGCUGCCGCGGUCUACACAUCUGUCGCAAUUCCGAAAAUGCCUGGGGAUGUGUGUCUCGUCGAAGACGCGAGGGCACAGGACAUAAACAGUUCGCUAGGCAGCUUUGGAGACUCGGAGGACUUUGACCCCACCAAUGCCCUCCACCUCAUGAUGCUCGCUUCUAGGGCUCCGCUGGAUCAUGACGCAAAACAGAAUGAAAUGUUGCAGUUUCAUCUGGAGUAG